Molecule: messenger RNA, 961 nt
Organism: Lactuca virosa
Lineage: Eukaryota; Viridiplantae; Streptophyta; Magnoliopsida; Asterales; Asteraceae
Source: the annotation of a GenBank genome assembly
AAGAAAAUGAAUAUACGAAAGAAAAUAUCUUUUUAACUCGCAGUUUUUUACUGAACUGACGGAGAGAGGGAGAGAUGGCGGUCGUGGGUUCAGUUCACGGUGGUUCUCUCCACUCCAAAUUCCAAACCCUACCGCCAGCCAAAAUAUUCAACAGCCAAAAAAGAUCAACACUCCAUCGCCGGCCACCAAGUCCCCCAAUUUUCAUAUCCACGAAUCUCUCAGACGUAAACCCAAUUCACUUGCAAGACCUUUAUAGCUCCUGCAACCACUCCUGCCACCGUUUCCCUAACAUCUCCCCCGACGGACGUGUGGAGCCCGUCGACGUCGACAAACUCCGCAUCGCUCUCUCUCAUAGCUCUGUCGUUGUCUCCGUCUUCGCUAGACCAGAAACUGUCACCUCGUUACCGGAAAAUUUGAAUAAUGGGGGUGAUUGGUACCGAAGAAUGAUUCCAUUGACGCCAUUUAGCGGGAAAUUGGUGGGAUUCGGCCGAGCUGUUUCUGAUAAUGGAUUGACUGCUUCAAUUUACGAUGUCAUGGUAAUCCCUUCGUUACAAGGUCGAGGAAUCGGGCGUAUGAUUCUUCAAAGGAUUAUAAGAUUGCUUACAAAUAAAGGCAUAUAUGACAUAGCAGCUUUAUGUUCGGAUCAAGAAAUGGGUUUCGUCAAGGCAUGUGGAUUUGGAGAUGAUAUACUCGGAUCAACAACAAUGAUGUACACCAGGAGUGGCAAUCAUAUCUUGGUUAAAAGUGCUGGUAGGAAAGUACUAAUGGUUCCACCACUUAGAAAACCCUAACCAUUUUUAAUAUUUCAUACUUUUAUAUAUUAAGAGAACAACAUGCUAUUCGAGGGUAAUUUUGUAAACCCCUGCUCAGAUUGAAGCCGGGUAGAUUUAAUGUAUACUAUAAGCUCAAAAGCCACAAAUGCUUUUCCGUUUAUGUAAUAGAAACCUACGAUUUUUGCUCC